AAGGGGAAUGUUGCUGCUUUAGCUGUUCAACAAAACAUUCAUAAAUAGUCCCAAGGAAGUUUAUUCCGCCAAGGAGCAUUCUGGGUGCUGUGACAGUGUUCGGGUGGUUGCUAAGUAUUCAGGUUCACUACCUCCCGCGACGAUCUUAUGCUUACUUCGGAAUCUAAUGUUCGCAAUAGGCUUCUAUUUAUAGUCGACUACUUUAAUAAGCUGAGGUCGAACAGCAAUUUUCUUACCUUGAUUAUAUCUUGCUGAAUCAGCGCAAAAUCAUCUCUCGUCACAACCUUGCCUCAGAUGAGGCCAUCGCCAUGAAGCACCUGGGCUUCCUAGCCCAGCUUGAUCAUCCCAGAGAGGCCAUCCGACAGUUCACGCCGUCAUGGUUCACCGUGACUAUGGGCACUGGGAUCAUCUCCCAGCUGUUGUACAACUUCCCGUUUCCCUUCCAGGGCCUGGAGCAACUGGCAUGGGCGUUUUGGUGGUUGAAUGUGGUGCUCUUUGCCCUCUUCAGUGGUAUGCAGCUGGCACAGAUAGUGUGCUUCCCCAAGGAGGCACUGCAGAUUCUGCACGACCCAACACAGUCCCUCUUCAUAGGAGCAAUCCCCAUGGGCUUUGCCACGAUAGUGAAUGGCAUUGUCUUCUUCUGCGUCCCCAGAUAUGGCAGCGCUGCUGUGGAGGCUGCACUGGUCACUUUCUGGAUUGACACCGGCCUCUCGCUCAUCAGUGGCUGGCUGGUCCCGUACUACAUGUUUGUGCACCACAGGCACAAGAUGGAAACUAUGACGUCCGUCUGGUUCUUCCCCGUCGUCCCAGGCGUCGUCACUGCGCUGUCAGCCGCCAUCGUGGGCAAAGUUGUCGAUGCCAAAUCCGCUGCACAGCUGGUGUACACGGGGUACGUGCUGUGGGGGAUGACCAUACCGCUGGCGUUCUUUGUGAUAGCCAUAUUCUUUCAGCGCCUGAUGCUGCACGGCGCACCGGCCAAGGAGAGCAUGGUCAGCUGCCUGCUGCCCAUGGGACCCUUCGGAGCAAGCUCUGGAGCGCUGAUGGGCCUGGGAGUAUUAGCAAUGGAUGUGUUCAGUGAGCAGAGCAACAGCAAUCCUUUGCUGGUCAACUUUGCGCGAUCGGCUGCCGGGUUGGGACUCGUGGCAGGGCUGAUCCUGUGGGGCUUUGGCGUGUGGUGGCUGCUGAUGACGGCGAGCCUGCUGGGCACUCACUGGGGCGCGCUCCCCUUCAACAUGGGCUGGUGGGCAUUCAUCUUCCCCAUGGGCAUCUACUGCGCUGCCACUGACACCAUCGCAUCCCUCACCGGCCUGCGCUUCUUCCAGGUGAUGGGAGCGUUGCUGACAGUGGUGAUCAUAGUGGGCUGGAUCUAUGUCAUGGGCAUGACAGUAAUCAAGGCGUGGCAGGGCCACCUGUUCAGAGCGUACAGCCCAUCUCAGCCGAUGGCGGACCUACGCGGCCCUCGCCCGGCUGAGCCAGCGGUGACUAAUGGUGUCAAUGGCCUGUGA
This is a messenger RNA of Coccomyxa subellipsoidea C-169, 1505 nucleotides long. Its product is annotated as C4-dicarboxylate transporter/malic acid transport protein. The record is from RefSeq and is a predicted model, not a curated record. The transcript is spliced from 9 exons. Gene Ontology annotation, biological process: transmembrane transport; sulfite transmembrane transport. Gene Ontology annotation, cellular component: plasma membrane. Gene Ontology annotation, molecular function: sulfite transmembrane transporter activity. The coding region runs from base 309 to 1505 and encodes 398 amino acids. Lineage: Eukaryota; Viridiplantae; Chlorophyta; Trebouxiophyceae; Coccomyxaceae.